Molecule: messenger RNA, 1480 nt
Organism: Seriola dumerili (greater amberjack)
Lineage: Eukaryota; Metazoa; Chordata; Actinopteri; Carangiformes; Carangidae
Gene: sat1
Product: spermidine/spermine N1-acetyltransferase 1
Exons: 6
Coding region: 187-702 (171 amino acids)
Molecular function (GO): N-acetyltransferase activity
Source: RefSeq, a predicted model, not a curated record
AGUUGUUUAACGGCAGCGACCCAGCCGAGGGUGACUUUUACUGGAUGUUCUUGUCUCGACAAACGCGUCCCGAUCUGAGGCUGACUGUGGGGGAAAAGCCACUCUGAAGCGAAUGAAGAAACAUCUAAUCUUUCACUUCACAUACCGAGGACUUCUAACGAAAGGAAAAAAGAGUAAAAGAAGAAAAUGGAGUAUAAAUUACGAAAGGCUGAACCAAAGGACGUGUCUGAUAUAUUACGACUGGUGAAGGAGCUUGCAAAAUACGAAGAGAUGGAGCACCAGGUGACACUGACUGAAAAAGAACUCCUUGAGGAUGGAUUCGGUGACACCCCGUUUUACCAUUGUAUCAUCGCUGAAAUCCAAGGAGAGAACAGCAGUGACGAGCCGAAGGUGGUGGGUUUUGCCAUGUACUACUUCACUUAUGACCCCUGGGUUGGCAAACAGCUCUACCUGGAGGAGUUCUAUGUGAUGGAUGAGUACAGAGGGCUGGGCAUCGGUUCGGAGAUCCUGCGACACCUCAGUGAUCUGGCGAUGAAGACGCGCUGCACCGGCAUGAUGUUUGUGGUGGCGGAGAACAACGAGCCGUCCGUCCAGUUCUACAAGCGUCGCGGUGCUGAGGACCUCUCCCAGGAGGAGGGCUGGAGGCUGUUCCGGUUCGACAAGGACAGCCUCGUCAAGAUGGCCACCCCGGCUGAGGAGUGACGCAGGUCCGGCGCAGCAGAGGAGGGAGAGGAGGCAGCGGGAGAGUCUGGCCUCUGUGACCGACCCCUCGGCUCUCCUCUCCAGUCAGACGAGGUUCAGCUUUUAAAAAGGGGGAAACCUGUAUCACAGUAACGUGAUUUUGUGUGUGUGUGUGUGAGAGAAUAGUUCAGUCUCAUCAAGCCUUUUGUGUUUUGCUUAAUCACCUCUUUAAGUUUCUAUUGUUCCUGUGAAUCAAUCAUGUUUAUUCUAACCUCUCAUUGACCAGUCUUUGUUAGAACUGGUGCAUUAGAUGUGCAGGAAGUUGCUAUCACGUAUGUUUGCAAUAAAACAAUAACUGAUCACACACAUCAUGGUCUCAUGCUUCUGCACACUUUGUACAAGCAGUUAGUUCUGCUUCCAGCGUCUGUUUUCAAUGUUUCAGAUUGUUUCUAUUUUUUUCCCCCCAAAAGAAACCGUCUCUACAGAAAUAACUUGGAUGAAUUGUUUCUAUCAGGCGCUGGACACGGACAGUACAGGCUUCAAUCAGCAGUUAUUUAAUAUUCAAACUUUGUACUAUUUCAAAGUCCAGGCUCGAUGCUUAUACAGCAGCUGUACGUGUUGAUGAAACACAGCUGGAGGUUUUUACGCUGCAGACGGAGUUUGUGUAGUUACAUCACAGAACUGAAGAUGUGAAGUCUGUUCAUGUUUUAUUGGCACAUAGCAGUUGGCAGAAAUUAACUCAAAUGUAGUGCAAUAAAACGGUCUCAAGAAAGGUGAAUAAAUAAAGUGGACGGAGUAA